CUGUCCCUCUCAGGGAGGUCUGCGCUCCACUGGGCGUGCUCGGUGAACCACCUCUCCCUGGCCAGGACGCUCAUCCGCUACGGGGCGGCCGUCGACCUGCAGGACAACAAGGGCGAGACGGCGCUCUUCCUCUCGGCGCUGCACGGUUGCUAUGACGCCGCGCGGCUGCUGCUGCUGCACGGCGCCAGCCCGGCGCGGCGGGACCGGCGCGGGCGCCGCCCGGCCGACGUGGCCCGGGAGGCCCUGCACCACCAGGUCCUGGAGCUGCUAUUGGCCCACCAGGUCCAGGGGGGCGUGGCCGGGGGCGUGGCCGCGGACUGGGAGGAGCGGGCGCUCGGCUACCCGCCCUGGGGGGCGGAGCCAGGACUCCCCGGGAGGAGCGCCUCCUUCUCCGGGAUCAUCAACCCGCCGCCACAGAGUGAUUGGUCGAUGGGCCGGGUGCAGUACCCGCCCCCCCAGAGCUGGCGUCCUCAGCUCGGCCAAUCGGCGACGGCGCUGGUCCCCCCGCGCGUGAUGGGCCGCUCGCCCCGGCCAAUCAGCACGCUGCAGGAGGUGACCUCUGAGGACGAGGACCGUGAGCGCCCCCCGGAGGCGCCGCGCGCCGCCACGCCCCACUUCCUGUCUCCGCAGCCCGCCCCCCGCCAGCGCUCCUUCUCCUGUACCCAGCAUGCUUUGCAGCGCCGCUCCGCCGGCCCCCAGCCGGAGCCCAACUACCUGAUCGUCACGGACAGGGCGGGGUCAGGCGAGACCUCAGAGCGGGCGCCGGUGGUGGUGUUGGCUCCGCCCCCUCCAGACACCGCCGUUAUCCAGAACGAACGCCACCCGCCCGGGAACGCCGUUAUCCAGCCCGGGAACGCCGACCCCCCCCAGGCGGCGCCAGGCGGCGAGCAGAAGGCCAGAGGAGAGAGGUUGAACAACGACCGAACAACCGACUCCAGGCAGACAGCGCUGUGAGGGGGCG
Molecule: messenger RNA, 961 nt
Organism: Menidia menidia (Atlantic silverside)
Lineage: Eukaryota; Metazoa; Chordata; Actinopteri; Atheriniformes; Atherinopsidae
Source: the annotation of a GenBank genome assembly